This is a messenger RNA of Camelina sativa (false flax), 417 nucleotides long. Its product is annotated as mavicyanin-like. The record is from RefSeq and is a predicted model, not a curated record. Gene Ontology annotation, cellular component: plasma membrane. Gene Ontology annotation, molecular function: electron transfer activity. Lineage: Eukaryota; Viridiplantae; Streptophyta; Magnoliopsida; Brassicales; Brassicaceae.
AUGGCUUUGUUAAUUGUGGCAUUGUCACUAAUUGGGUUAGUUCGUACUUCAUCUCUUUACGAGGUUGGAGACUCCAACGGAUGGACAACAACGAUGGGUCUUGAUUAUUACAAGACAUGGUCUUCUUCAAAAAAAUUCUACGUCGGUGAUAUACUCCUCUUUCAAUACAACGAGACUCUAAUUUACCUUAACCGAACCGGUCACUACUACUUCAUAUGUGGUGUGCCUGGUCAUUUCGAAUCUGGUCAGAAGCUUGACGUCCUAGUUGUGGAUCCUAUUAAUGAAUCAAACAGUCCUAAGCCUUCAGAGGAUCCUCUUGAGGUACUUCCAGUAGAUGAUGCAACGAUCGCAACACUUCCUUACAAUGCGGCAUCAGAUCCUUGUGGGUGGAAUGGGUUGAUAGUUCUAUCUACUUAG